GUUUUGAAACAGAGCUCCCUGUAACAGGCACAGAGAGAAUGGCCACCAGCCCAGCUGUGAAGAGGAUGACUUUCGGUUCUGACGUUUUGUUUGGAGGAGGUUCAACUCUGCCCACAGGGUCCCCCUCACUGUAUGACCCUGAACCUCUGUCUUCUGAGGGACCUGCCUAUCAACUUCCAUCUCAUUGGUACCAACAGCCAGAUGUGUUUACAGAUGAAGAUCACCAAAGGAUGGCCCAAGGAUCACUACAGGACAAGAAUCACAGGACUAACCAAAAACUAACAGAGAUGGAGGGAAACAAACAGCUCUCUCAGGCUGGUGGAGGAGAAGAUGUACAGAUUCUUGAAGUUGACCUUGAAGAGAUGUCUCAACCAAUAUGUACAGAACAUGACCAAGAAAGUUGCAGCCAAGGACUUGUACCUCAAGAACCAACAGCCAGCUGUCAGAAAUAUCAGGACAUGCAGGUAUGUGGAUAUGAGGAGAUGAGUACUGUGCAAAGUACAGACAAUUAUUCUCAAGACUGUAGUGUGGAGGAUGAACAACUGUUACCUGAAGCAGAGACACUGAGACAGCUGGAUGGUGUACUCAGGGAACAGAUGAACGAAGAAAUUGAACACUUCCGGUCCAACCUGCACAGCCUUCUGACAGAUCACUACCUCAGGCACCGCUACUUUCUAAACAGUGGGAACCUAUCUUCAGAUUCUGAAGUGCCAUAUGGACCACAGUCAGCAAUCCCUAUGAGUGACAGUUUGUGCAGUUCAGGGUCAGAAGCAUGUACAACAUCAGAAUCACAGGCUUCAGACAAUGAGAACAGAUAUGGCAUUGACAUACCAGCCACUGUACCAGACAGAGGGCAAGAAGAACAUCUGAAACAGCAGUAUCUCAUCUCCAUGCUCACUUCAGCCAGUAUCAUCACCAAUGCAUUAAGGAAGAAAGAGUACUCUGUUUGAAGACCACCACCAUAAUGUCAUAGAAAUCAUAUUUAAAAGACAAUGAAUGUUUUACAGUUCACAUUAUCUAUUAAGGUUUCAAGUUUAACAGUUCACGACAGCAUGUUUCCAUUCUAUACCAUGAAAAAAAUUAUGGAACUGGUAACUUUAUUACACCCAUGAUUUAAUAGAAUAACAAAACUAACUGAAUGUUCUCUAUUCCAAAUUCAUCAAUCAUAUAAAGUCAUCUUGUAGACAGGUAUAUUAAUAUAUUUAUCUUGGACAUGUUUCCAGUUCUGCCAUUACAUGCAAAGCAAAUAAAAAGUGCCAUCGUUUUUG
Messenger RNA from Branchiostoma belcheri (Belcher's lancelet), 1268 nucleotides. RefSeq lists its product as uncharacterized. NCBI's taxonomy places the organism in Eukaryota, Metazoa, Chordata, Leptocardii, Amphioxiformes, Branchiostomatidae. The record is from RefSeq and is a predicted model, not a curated record. The transcript has 9 exons. Bases 39 to 950 code for a protein of 303 amino acids.